Miscanthus lutarioriparius is the source of this 345-nucleotide messenger RNA. The record is from the annotation of a GenBank genome assembly. Lineage: Eukaryota; Viridiplantae; Streptophyta; Magnoliopsida; Poales; Poaceae.
AUGCAGGACAACGAGCCGCUCAUGAGGGCGCUCUCCAAGCUCAUCGCCGUCAACAGCCCGGACCUGGUCCUGUUCGUCGGAGAGGCGUUGGUUGGGAACAACGCCGUCGAUCAGCUCACCCAGUUCAACCAGAAACUCGCGGACCUGUCGCCUGUUCCUGCAGAGAGGAGGUUGAUCGAUGGCAUCCUGCUCAGCAAGUUUGACACUGUUGACGACAAGGUUGGUGCGGCGCUCUCCAUGGUUUACGUGUCUGGAGCUGCGGUCAUGUUCGUUGGCUGCGGUCAGUCUUACACUGACCUCAAGAAGCUGAAUGUCAAGUCCAUUGUUAACACCCUCCUUAAGUGA